CGACAGGAUUGCAGUAAGAUAGUUCUAGACUCAUAAGUUCUCUUCCUACCUUCACUUGAGCAGCUUUAGCUGGAGAAUGGUACUCAGAGUCGUUUACCGUGCCCAGGGACCAACUACGUCAUCUUCCAUCGACGUCGUUGCUGUACACGGUCUCGGCGGCGACCUUGUGAACACAUGGACUCAUCCAAAGUCGAAGAAGUUCUGGUUGCAAGACUUCUUACCUCUGCAAAUCCCCGAUGCCCGGGUCUUAACUUUCGGCUACAACGCCGAUGCCGCAUUCGGCCAGUCGACUGGAGAGAUCGUUGACCAUGCUAAGAGCUUAUUGAGUAGCUUGGUGGACAAAAGAGAGGAGCAAGAUGAGAUUCAGCGUCCUUUGGUAUUCGUCGCGCACUCUCUGGGUGGAAUCGUAGUGAAACAGGCGCUAUUUCAAGCAAAGCUGGAACCACGAUACGAGUCGAUCCGUGAUGCAACCGUCGGUCUGAUCUUCUUGGGUACACCCCAUCGCGGAAGCGGUAAAGCGACAUAUGGGAAAGUGUUGGCGAGUGUUGCGCAGUUCGUCAGCCAUCACCCUCCUCCGCGUUUAUUGACGGCUCUACAAACCAACUCCGACGCUCUCUUUCGGUUGACGACUGAUUUCCGCUUCCAAGUGCCCGACUAUCAAGUCUAUAGCUUUUAUGAACAGCGGUCGAUGCCAGGAUUUUCUAGUCUAAUUGUUGAGAAGAAUUCUGCCUUGCUCGAGGUUCACCAUGAAGAACAGAUUCCGGUCGAUGCCGAUCACAGUGCGAUGUGCAAGUUUGAGACUGAGGAUGACGAUACAUUUGAGAAGAUUUACAAGAGAAUCAGGCGGAUGAGAGACAGUCCGCGGUACACAACCAUGCACGACUUGGUCUCAAAUAAUUCAUACUUUCUAGUUCCUCAUCUCCUGAGCACGUUCUUUACGGGUCGCGAGGACGAGCUGCGGUCUCUCAGUGCGGCAUUCGCAGGUCGACACCCACUACAAGGACACCACCAACGGCGAUUUGUGCUCUUCGGUCUGGGAGGUUCGGGCAAAACUCAGAUCUGUCUUAGUUAUGUGCAAUCACAUCGAGAGAGAUAUUGGGGCAUCUUCUGGGUUGAUGCGAGCAGUGACGAUCGUCUGCAGCAAGACUUUGCGCAAAUUGCGCAGCUGCUGCAAGUUGAUGAGACCGUCGACUGCGUCAAGCGAAGAUUGGCCAACGCAGCUCAAACCUGGCUCCUCGUGCUCGACAAUGCUGACGAUCCGGACCUGUCACUGUCUCCCUAUCUGCCUGCAGGUAACCGAGGCGAUAUAAUCAUAACAAGCCGAAAUCCUACAUGUCAACAGUACAACACCGUGGGAUAUAGGCAUGUGAGGCAGUUGUCAUCAGACGACUCUGUAUCAUUGCUAAACAAGAUUAUCUAUGGAAGCUCAAAUUCGUCAGAGCUGGAUACUCAUCUGCUUCAGGAGAUUGUUGAGACCCUAGGCUGUCUCGCAUUAGCCAUCGUGCAGGCUGGGGCGUACAUUCGCGAGACUUCUUGCUCUCUCUACAAAUAUCUCGAAAUCUAUCAGAGCCGCAAAACGAGCAUCCUGCAGCGUGUCCCGAAACAUGUCGCUACAGGCUACCAGUAUUCAGUCUACGCGACAUGGCAGCUCUCUGCGGAUAUGAUCCAAUCAAGGGAAGAAGCGGUACCCUGUUACGCCACCCGGAUUUUGAAGCUUCUCGGCUUCUUGCAUCACGACCGGGUCUCACUUCAAAUGUUCUACACGAACGGGUGUCGUUCACAGGGAAGCCGUUUUCUCGGUUAUCUACCCUUCCGAAAGGAGGCCUCGGAACCAUUUGAUUAUCAGAGACUGGUCCAGUUAUCAUUUGGCCUCCUUGCAUCUUUUUCAUUGAUUACAACGAACCAGGAUACAUCCGUGUCUCUGCAUCCCUUAGUUCAUGAGUGGUGUCGCGAUCGGAUGACUAAUGAAGAGCAGCAUUCGAGCUAUCGACUGGCUCUGUCCCUUUUGACUUGUUCGACAGAGUGGGAAGAUUCUUCUGAAAGUUACCAGUCUCGGCGAGCCUUAGUGCCCCAUAUUCAAGAGCUUCUUGGUCUCAAAGAUCUCGUCGGAGAUCUGAGUGAAGCGGAAAAAUUGCAAACUUGGCCUUACCUGGCUCUCAUACUCUCAGAGAAUGGGUUGGCUACCCAGGCCAUUGACCUGACGACGGAGAUGUUGAAAAUAGCCCAGAGUGUUUUGGGAGAGAGUGGUUCGUGGACGCUGUGGUUAAUGAAGGCUCUGGCGGAUCAAUACCGCAAAGCAGGGCGACGAGAGGAAGCGCUACGGCUUGCUCAAGAGGUUUCGGAACGAUACAAAACCUCUCUAGGGCUCGAUGAUUCUAGAACGAUAGGUUCUCUAAAUUGUCUGGCUAAUUGCUACAGCGACACUGGACAACACGCGGAGGCUUUACACUUAACUGAGGAGGUGGUGAGGUUGUUAAAGAUCAAGCUCGGUGAGAGCCACAAGGAUACACUGGGGGCAAUGCAGAAUCUGGCAAUUCACUAUAGCCGCGCUGGGCGAGAGAUGGAGGCGCUGAAGCUCACCGAGGAGGUAUUGGAGCACCGGAAGGGCAAGUUCGGACAGGAUCAUCCGCAGACGUUAGCGUCAAUGCAGAUUCUGGCAAAUCAGUGGUACAAAGUCGGGCGACGAGGAGACGCACUGCAGUUGACGGAAGAAGUAGUGAAACGAAGAGCAGAUAAGUUGGGCUUCGAUCAUCCGGACACGUUAGCGUCAACAGCUGAGCUGGCACAACUUUACAGACAAGCCGGACGGCAAGCAGAGGCGAUGCGGCUGAUGGAAGAGUUGCGAGGCCUACUGAAGGUCAAGCUGGGCGACGAUCACCCCGACACGCUGGCGUCGAUGGAGUUUUUGGCUUCAAAUGUUGAUGAAGGAGAAACGAAACAUUUGAAGCCACAAAGUAGUCACGGCCUCAGAAAGGGAGGGAAUCUGGUGCGCAAAUUAUUUCGAUUAAAGUUAAUAGCUGGUCCGCCAUGAUAUUGGCCGUGGACCUGUAGAUUUAUCG
Messenger RNA from Cladophialophora immunda, 3059 nucleotides. RefSeq lists its product as uncharacterized. NCBI's taxonomy places the organism in Eukaryota, Fungi, Ascomycota, Eurotiomycetes, Chaetothyriales, Herpotrichiellaceae. The transcript is spliced from 7 exons. Gene Ontology annotation, molecular function: protein binding; ADP binding. The record is from RefSeq and is a predicted model, not a curated record. The coding region runs from base 77 to 3031 and encodes 984 amino acids.